UCUUUUAAUCAUCAUGGGCGUUGUGACUUUUGAAGGGCAGAAUGAGGGCUCAUCAGUCCCACCAGCCAAGUUGUUCAAGAUGAUGGUCCUCGAAGCUGAACGGUAUAUUCCCAAAGUCGUGCCUGGGCUUUUCAAAGGUCUUGACAAUCUCCAAGGAGAAGGAGGAUCUGGUACUGUCAGGCACGUUAAUUUUUCUGAAGGCUAUCAAUUUAGUCAUUUGAAGCAGACACUUGAUGGAAUAGAUGAAGAGAACUUUAUAUUUGACUACUCUAUAGUUGGAGGCGAUCCUGCUUUUAUAGAUACUACAAAAGUUGAGAAAAUGUCUUUCCAGGUUAAGUUUGAAACUUCUCCUAAUGGAAGAAAUAUUAGCAAGCGAAGCUGCAAGGCAUAUACUGUUGAUGGCGUUGAAGUCAAUGAAGAUGAAAUAAGGGCUUUUCUAGAAAAGACUAAUCAAACCUUUUUUGAAACAGUGAAGAUUUAUGAAGCCUAUGCCUUGGCAAAUCCUGAUGAUGUCUAACUUAAUUGAUUCAAUAAGCCUUAUGUGCAGUUAUAAGAAAUUUGGGUUUUGCUAUUUUGUUGCCAAAUUCAUGUUUGUCUCCCUUAAUUUAAAAUUUUUAGUUUCGUCGCUGUUUAUGCAA
This is a messenger RNA of Jatropha curcas, 638 nucleotides long. RefSeq names its product major allergen Pru ar 1. Gene Ontology annotation, molecular function: abscisic acid binding; protein phosphatase inhibitor activity; signaling receptor activity. Gene Ontology annotation, biological process: defense response; abscisic acid-activated signaling pathway. Gene Ontology annotation, cellular component: nucleus; cytoplasm. NCBI's taxonomy places the organism in Eukaryota, Viridiplantae, Streptophyta, Magnoliopsida, Malpighiales, Euphorbiaceae. The record is from RefSeq and is a predicted model, not a curated record.